AUGCUCGUCCUCACCGAGACCUCGAUUGGUUUCGUAGUCUUUAAACUCAGUAGUGAUGCUAAAAUAGACUCAAAAGAUUUAUGGAAGGAGUUUGAGACCCCAGAAGGAGCAAACAAAGCCCUCAAAGUUCAAGCUAUCCAACGAUUCACAUCUACUGCUUCCGCUGUUGAGGAUCUCACCGCCAUCCAAGAUGGUAGAUUGACCGACUCACUUUCUAAAUUCUUGGUAGAUGCCGCUGGUGGUGCUGGUGAAGCUGAUGGAGAGAAAAAGAAGAAGAAGAAGAAGUUGGAAGAGAUGUUGGUUGUUUCUGACCCCAAACUUGCCUCCACCAUCAACAAAACCCUUUCCAUUCCUGUCCUUUCCGACUCAUCCACACAAGAUCUUUACCGAGGUAUCAGACAACAACUCGCCUCUUUGCUUGGUGGUGUAGACCAAAAAGACCUUAACACCAUGUCUCUCGGUCUUGGUCACUCAUUGUCUCGAUUCAAGCUCAAAUUCUCUACAGACAAAGUUGACACUAUGGUUAUUCAAGCUAUUGCUUUAUUGGAUGAUUUGGACAAGGAGAUCAACAUUUACUCUAUGAGAGUGAAGGAAUGGUAUGGAUGGCAUUUCCCAGAAAUGGCCAAGAUCAUUGUCGAUAACCUCGCUUAUGCUCGAGUUGUCAAAGCCAUGGGUUUCCGAACCAACGCCUCUUCCACCUCAUUCGAGCUCAUCCUUCCUGAAGACCUCGAAGCCACUCUCAAAGCUGCUGCAGAAUUGUCAAUGGGUACCGAGAUCUCUGACUCAGACAUGGCUCAUAUCCACUCAUUAUGUGAUCAAGUAAUCUCCAUCACAGAAUACCGAACUCAACUUUCAGAAUACCUCAGAAACCGAAUGCAAGCCAUCGCUCCUAAUCUUACUGCCUUAGUGGGUGAGCUUGUUGGUGCAAGGUUGAUUUCUCACGCUGGAAGUUUGAUGAACCUCGCCAAACACCCGGCAUCAACUGUCCAAAUUCUCGGUGCAGAAAAAGCCUUGUUCAGAGCAUUGAAAACAAAACACGAUACCCCUAAAUAUGGUCUCAUCUAUCACGCAUCUCUGAUCGGACAAGCACCUCAGAAGCUCAAGGGUAAGAUGGCGCGAAUGGUAGCUACCAAAGCAGCGUUAUCCAUCAGAGUGGAUGCUUUAUCAGAUGCCGAUUCUAGAUCGGACGCAGCUGCAGCCGAAGUUGGAAUAACAAAUCGAGUCAAACUUGAAUCUCGUUUACGUGCACUUGAACAUCAAGCCGGUAUCGUUUCAGUAAGGAAAGUGACCUCAGGAGUUAACGGUAGACAACAACCUAAAUUCGAAAUGUCUGGUGCAACAGGAUCAUACAAUUCAAAUACCGACAACCUACCCUUAGGAAGUGUAAAUGGAAUGUUACCUACUCAACCUGAAGGUGCUGUCGCAAAAGCUGUUGAAGCUGUUUUGGAAGUCAAAGAGGAGAAAAGAGCAGAGAAAUCUCAAGACGAGAAGAAAGAUAAAAAGAAGAAGAGAAAGUCAGAAGCUGUUGGAGAUGUUACCAUGGAUGAUGCAGAUGAAAGUAUGGUAGCUGGAGAAACCAAAGAAGAGAGAAAGGCAAGGAAAGAAGCUAAGAAAGCUGCUAAGGCAGCUAAGAAAGCAUCAGAAGAGAACGGGGAUGGCGAGAAAAAAUCGAAGAAGAGGAGAGCAGAUGAUUCAGAAGUAGGAGAUGUGAGCGUGGUUGUAGAUGGUGAAAAGAAGAAGAAGAAGAAAAAGAGAGAUUCAGAAGCUGCUUAA
Molecule: messenger RNA, 1773 nt
Organism: Kwoniella shivajii
Lineage: Eukaryota; Fungi; Basidiomycota; Tremellomycetes; Tremellales; Cryptococcaceae
Product: nucleolar protein 58
Exons: 7
Coding region: 1-1773 (590 amino acids)
Cellular component (GO): box C/D methylation guide snoRNP complex; small-subunit processome
Molecular function (GO): snoRNA binding
Source: RefSeq, a predicted model, not a curated record